AAGCGGUUGGUCGUGACGUUGGCUAAUAAUCCGUUGCUCCGCCUCUCUGCGCUCCACACCAACCCCAAGAGAAGAGAACCCAGCCGCUGUCACGAUGUGCACGCUGGAGCAGCGCGGCCGCGUCUUCGUCCUCACCCUCACCGGCGACGGCGAGCACCGCCUCGGCCACCCCCUCAUCUCCUCCCUCCGCUCCGCCAUCGCCUCCGCCGCGGCGGCCGCGGCGUCGGCGGGGCCCGGCGCGGCCCUCGUCACCGUCGCCGAGGGCCGCUUCUUCUCCAACGGGCUCGACAUCGGCUGGGCGGGGACCUCCCGCGCGCGCCUCGGGGAGCUCGUCGACGCGCUCCGCCCUCUCGCCGCCGACCUCCUCGCGCUCCCCAUGCCCACCGUCGCCGCCGUCACGGGCCACGCCUCCGCGGGCGGGUUCCUCCUCGCGCUCUGCCACGACUACCGCCUCAUGCGCGGGGACCGCGGCGUACUGUACAUGAGCGAGGUCGACAUCGGCCUCCCCCUCCCGCCCUACUUCAUGGCCGUCCUCCGCGCGAAGAUCACCGCGGCCAAUGCGCUCCGCGACGUCGUGCUCCGCGGCAAGAAGGUCAGGGCUGCGGAGGGCAAGGAGAUGGGCAUCGUGGAUGUUGUUUGCCCCAGCGCGGCCGAGACGGCGGCUGAGGCCUUCAAGCUCGCCGAGCUUCUCGCGGCGAGGAAGUGGGACGGGAGCGUGUACUCGUCCAUUAGGGUGUCCAUGUACCCCGGGGCGUGCAGGUCAGUUGGAAUUGUUGAGGAGAGCGAUGAGGAGAAGAGGAAGCACUUCGCUUCCAGACUCUGAUGUCGUGACUGCUAGAGGUUUCUGUGGAACCAUGGAACUCCCUUCACAUUCUGUAUGGGUACAUCGACCAGCCAUUGAUGCUACGUAUGAUGUACUAGUUGCAAACCUUGUAAUCUAGCUUCCUCUGGAAGUGGGAAAUAAACUCGAGCUCCUCUCCCCAUUUUGCUUGAAGAACUCCUGUCAUGUGUGCCUUGUGGACUUUAUAUUAUUGCAAGAAGAUUCCCGUUUAGGAAUUUGCCGUA
Phragmites australis (common reed) is the source of this 1065-nucleotide messenger RNA. RefSeq names its product enoyl-CoA delta isomerase 2, peroxisomal-like. Lineage: Eukaryota; Viridiplantae; Streptophyta; Magnoliopsida; Poales; Poaceae. Gene Ontology annotation, biological process: fatty acid beta-oxidation. Gene Ontology annotation, cellular component: peroxisome. The coding region runs from base 95 to 823 and encodes 242 amino acids. The record is from RefSeq and is a predicted model, not a curated record. The transcript has 2 exons. Gene Ontology annotation, molecular function: delta(3)-delta(2)-enoyl-CoA isomerase activity; enoyl-CoA hydratase activity.